This is a messenger RNA of Globicephala melas (long-finned pilot whale), 5486 nucleotides long. RefSeq names its product anaphase promoting complex subunit 2 (gene ANAPC2). The record is from RefSeq and is a predicted model, not a curated record. Gene Ontology annotation, cellular component: anaphase-promoting complex. Gene Ontology annotation, molecular function: ubiquitin protein ligase binding. Lineage: Eukaryota; Metazoa; Chordata; Mammalia; Artiodactyla; Delphinidae. Gene Ontology annotation, biological process: ubiquitin-dependent protein catabolic process; metaphase/anaphase transition of mitotic cell cycle; protein K11-linked ubiquitination.
CCGGGGGAGGCAGUCCCGGGUGACACCCCACACUGCACAGCCCUGGUGCCCCAGGCUCUUUCCCCACCCCUGUGGCCCUAGUUGCCCUGCUUCUCCUCCCAGCCAUCCCCUUGGCUGGGAGAGGGACUUCCCUGUGCCUACCCUGUGAGCACCCCCAGUCUCUGGGGCUCCCCUUGCCUCCCAGAAGCGGCUCAGUGGGAGCUGUGGUGGGAGGUGGGACGCCAGGUAAGCUCUCUGGGGUCUGGAACUCUCUGUGGGCCCGGGUGGUUGCUGCAGCUGUCGGGUCCGAAGUGGUUUCCCUGAAGGACCAGAGCCUGGGGGUGGACGAAGUGCAGGGCAGGUGGUGGGCAGAGCCUCAGGGAUCUUGCCUCCUGUUUGGAUUGGAAGGUUCCCUGACCCACAAGGGCCUGCAGGAAUGCUGUGGCAGGCAGACCACUCCCCUGGGGUAACGUCAGCAGGGAGGUCUGAUAGAUCUGGAAAAGUGACAGAAAACAGCUGCCCACUAGGGAGCGGCUCCCGGCUGGGCUGACUGGCUGUGCUGAGACUGGCCGUUCACAGUCCUGGCAUCAGACGCAAGUCUUUUCCUCUUGGAGCGUCAAGCCCACGGGAAAUGCCACCUGGCCAGGCUUGGGAGGGAGGAAGGCGUUUUCUUGGGAAUGGUGGGCCCAAGUUUCUGCAGACCUUCUCAACCAACACAUGCUUCCCAACCCCCCUAUCCCCCACGGACAGCAACUGCAGGGACCCCAUGGGGGCUGACAGGCCAAGGCAGGUGGACCCAUGGAGGACUCGGGAUGGAAGGCAGGGCCCUGGGCUGCAUGGGAGACUGGCCUGUGACCAGAGAGUGGGAGCAGGGGUGCUGCUGUCCGGCAGAAUCUGGAAUUACUGAGCUGGGGUGCAGCCACUCCCAGGGGACCUGAGCGCAGGAAGAGCGUCUCCUUGGGCCAGGCCUUAUGCUAGAAACCAGGACCAGUGGCCCUGAUGGGAGAGGUGGGUGACGGGGGUCACAUGAAACGCUUAGGGGCACCCUUAGCUCUGAACGCAAGGCCGGUCACAGAGAAAGCCAUCGCUUCACAGAGGAGCCGUAUUACAACUGGACAAGGAUUCGUAUUUUGGCUCUAGGGGGGCCCGGCAGCCCCACACUCCUGACACAGGAAGCAGGCUGACGUGGAUCUCUACAAAGACAAUCUUUACUGACAGUCACAGGCCCCAGGCAAGCUCUGAGGUGAAGGAGGGCCCCAGCCCCUCCCACACUUGCCUGGGCACCUGCGGGCCGAGGGAGGGGUGACAGGACUCCCAAGGUGCUGAGACCAGAACCGGGCCUUCCCCGCGGCCCCAGGCUGGUGUGGAGGCCUCAGUGGGACCCUGAGUAGAGCUGCCCUCCCCAGCGCCUGUGUGAGCUCAGAGCCAGGAUCCCCACCUGGUGGGCUGUGCUCAGGUCUUUCCUGUCACCCAGAGCUGGUGAAGGUUGGCAGUUGCCUCUUGGCACCCCAGACACCAAGAGGAAAACGCUGCUGCCGUGAAGGACAAAGAUGCUUUGAAGACAGACUUGCCGGGGGCUGAGCCGUAGAGGGGGCGCAGUGGAGGCAGGCCCUCCGCCUCUGGCCUCAUCAGCUGUCCUUGCCUCCGCUGCUCCUCUGCUCGGGGGCUGCGGCCUUGGUCAGGUUCCCCGCUUCCCUCUUCAGGACACUAAGCAGAGUCUGUGAGCUCUCCAGGAUCUGCGAACAGAGACACCAGCCGGUUAGCACUGCUCCUCCUGUUGGAAAGCUCCCGUGGCCCGGCCCCCCUCCCGGGCCAGGGCCUGUCUCCCCUCUGAGUCUGGCCCAAAGCCCCUUCCUCACACCCUGGGAAGCCAGGCUGAGGUCAUGGCUCCUGCUGCUGCUCUGCGGCUCACAGUCCGGAACCCGCUACGCGGUGAUGAGUAUGGUGCCGACAACAAGACCCAGGUCACUCUGAGCGCGGUAUUGUCACCACGGGGGGCCUACAGCCUGUCUAGGCACCCCUGGGCCAGAAACCCUUGACGGGCUCGGUCCAGCACUCGGGCCCCCGAGCCCCACCUUGAGGUAGGCAGCCUCCGUCUCCGCGAUGGUCCGAUCGAACUCAUUCCGAGAGGCUAUUUUGCGAGCCAGGUUCUCGUUGACUCGGGCCAGCUUCUCUGUCAGCUGCCUCACUUCAUUCUGCAGCCGCUGCUUCUCCUCCUCUUCCUGCUGGAUCUGCCGGCACAACUCCUCCCGCUUCUGACACAGCUCUUCGAUGCCUAGGGUGGGCCGAGAGAGACAGGCGCGGUGGGCCCAGAGCAGAAUGGAGAGCACCGCCCCUCCAGCUCUGGAGCCCCCUGCUCUGGAGAAGAGAAGGCUAGUGGAUAGUGGAGGACCCGGGUGCCGGAUGGGCCACCUUUCGCCCGAGCCAGGCCAAUGUCCUGCGUCCGAAGAGUCUCAGAAUUAAGGAAAGCACCGCGCGAGGCUCGAGGCGCGAGGCCGGGAGGCCGUGCGUACUCAAGCCCAUCGUCCUCUGCUCACUCCACAGAUACCUAGCCCUCGGGGCGGGCCACAACGCGGCUGUGCGCUGGGCAGGUCCGCACGGCGUCCGCGCCGCCCCGGCCCGCAAAGCCGCGCACGGACCGUACAACACGCUCGGCCGCGCGCUGCGGGCCAGCUACUGCCCGGGACCGCAGGCCGGCGAGCCCCACGCCCUCCCAGCCUGCCCGGCGGGCCCCACCGCUCGGCCGCUCACACUUGACCAGCUCGUUGUUGUAGUUCUGCAGCGCCGCGCCCUGCUGGGUCAUGGUCGCCACCCGGGGUCCCGGCCGCUCCAACCGCCGUUACCGCAUCCGGGUCCGCGCCUGCGCACUGCCUACGGACGGCGCGUCCACGGUACACGUCACUGCCGCGCGCCUCUCGUUUGCGUCAUCGCCGCGCGCCGCGCCGGCGGCUCUAGGAGCUGGUGGGAGCAGAUGGCGGCGGCGGAAGCGGCGGCGCACAAUGACCCCGGACCUGCCCAAGAGCUGCUGGUGGCCUGGAAUACCGUGAGCACCGGACUGGUGCCGCCGGCCGCUCUGGGACUGUUUUCUGUACUCCAGGCAUCCUCCCGGACCAGCGGUGCGGUCCCUCCAAAGGAGGAGGAGCUCCGGGCGGCGGUGGAGGUUCUCAGGGGCCACGGUCUGCACUCGGUCCUGGAGGAGUGGUUCGCAGAGGUGCUGCAGAACGACCUGCAGGCUAACAUAUCUCUCGAGUUCUGGAAUGCCAUCUCCCAACGUGAGAACUGUGCAGACGAGCCCCAGUGUCUUCUGCUGCUCCUCGAUGCUUUUGGGCUCCUGGAGAGCCGCUUGGAUCCCUACCUGCGUAGUCUAGAGCUCCUGGAGAAAUGGACUCGCCUGGGCUUGCUUAUGGGCACCGGUGCUCAGGGGCUUCGGGAAAAGGUUCAUACCACGUUGCGGGGCGUCUUGUUCUUUUCCACUCCCAGAACUUUUCAGGAGAUGAUCCAGCGCCUCUAUGGGCGCUUCUUGAGAGUUUACAUGCAGAGUAAGAGAAGAGGAGAAGGAGGAACCGACCCCGAACUGGAGGGGGAAUUGGACAGCAGAUACGCCCGCCGCCGGUACUACCGCCUUCUGCAGAGCCCACUCUGUGCGGGAUGUGGCAGUGACAAGCAGCAGUGCUGGUGCCGCCAGGCGCUGGAGCAGUUCCACCAGCUCAGCCAAGUCCUACACAGGCUUAGUCUGCUGGAGCGGGUCAGUGCCGAGGCCGUGACUACCACCCUGCACCAAGUGACCCGAGAGAGGAUGGAGGACCGCUGCCGGGGCGAGUAUGAGCGCUCCUUCCUGCGUGAGUUCCACAAGUGGAUUGAGAGGGUGGUCGGCUGGCUGGGCAAGGUGUUCCUGCAGGACGGCCCCAGCAGGCCUGCGUCCCCGGAGGCUGGGAGCUCCCUGCGCCGCUGGCGCUGCCACGUGCAGAGGUUCUUCUAUCGCAUCUACGCCAGCCUGCGCAUCGAGGAGCUCUUCAGCAUCAUCCGAGACUUCCCGGACUCCCGGCCGGCCGUGGAAGACCUCAAGUACUGCCUGGAGAGGACCGACCAGAGGCCGCAGCUUCUUGUGUCCCUCAAGGCUGCCCUGGAGACGCGACUCCUCCACCCAGGCGUGAAUACGUGUGACAUCAUCACCCUGUACAUCUCCGCCAUCAAGGCGUUGCGCGUGCUGGAUCCCUCCAUGGUUGUCCUGGAGGUGGCCUGUGAGCCCAUUCGCCGCUACCUGAGGACGCGGGAGGACACGGUGCGGCAGAUCGUGGCAGGGCUGACCGGGGACUCGGAUGGGACGGGGGACUUGGCUGUUGAGCUGUCCAAGACGGACCCGGCCAGCCUGGAGACCGGCCAGGACAGCGAGGAUGACUCCGGCGAGCCAGAGGACUGGGUUCCCGACCCUGUGGACGCGGAUCCAGGGAAGUCCAGCUCUAAGCGGCGCUCCUCGGACAUCAUCAGCCUGCUGGUCAGCAUCUACGGCAGCAAGGACCUUUUCAUCAAUGAGUACCGCUCGCUGCUGGCCGACCGCCUGCUGCACCAGUUCAGUUUCAGCCCCGAGCGGGAGAUCCGCAACGUGGAGCUGCUGAAGCUGCGCUUUGGCGAGGCCCCAAUGCAUUUCUGCGAGGUCAUGCUCAAGGACAUGGCAGACUCGCGCCGCAUCAAUGCCAACAUCCGUGAGGAGGAUGAGAAGCGGCCCGCAGAGGAGCAGCCGCCGUUCGGGGUCUAUGCCGUCAUCCUCUCCAGCGAGUUCUGGCCGCCCUUCAAGGAUGAGAAGCUGGAGGUUCCCGAGGACAUCAGGGAGGCCCUGGAGGUCUAUUGCAGGAAGUACGAGAAGCUGAAGGCCAUGCGGACGCUCAGCUGGAAGCACACCUUGGGCCUAGUGACCAUGGAUGUGGAGCUGGCUGACCGUACCCUGUCCGUGGCGGUGACCCCUGUGCAGGCGGUGGUCCUGCUGUACUUCCAGGACCAAGCCAGCUGGACGCUGGAGGAGCUGAGCAAGGUGGUGAAGAUGCCCGUGGCGCUGCUGCGGCGGCGCGUGUCGGUGUGGCUGCAGCAGGGCGUGCUGCGAGAGGAGCCGGCCGGCACCUUCUCGGUGGUGGAGGAGGAGCGGCCCCAGGACCGGGACAGCAUGGUGCUCGUCGACAGCGACGACGAGAGCGACUCGGGCAUGGCCUCGCAGGCCGACCAGAGGGAGGAGGAGCUGCUGCUCUUCUGGACAUACAUCCAGGCCAUGCUGACCAACCUGGAGAGCCUGUCGCUGGAGCGCAUCUACAGCAUGCUGCGCAUGUUCGUGGUCACCGGCCCCGCGCUGGCCGAGAUCGACCUGCAGGAGCUCCAGGGCUUCCUGCAGAGGAAGGUGCGCGACCAGCAGCUCGUCUACUCCGCCGGCGUCUACCGCCUGCCCAAGAGCUGCGGCUGAGCCGUCGCCAGUCCCCGCCCGGCCCCCAGGAUGAGAGUAAAGCAGACGGUUCUUUCUC